AUGUCCUCCAUUAAUUGCUCCAUAUGUGAUGAUCCCUUUCCUAUUCCUCACAAUUUUUAUCAGCCAGGGGACCUUCAUAUUGGUGGGAUCGCUGCUCAAGUUGCUUUCUUUAAUAACCUUCCAUCUUUCAUAGAACACCCUGCACGUAUGGUGAUUGAUGAACCUAUGUCAGUAACAAAAAACUACCAGCACAUUUUGGCCUUGGCAUUUGCUGUCAAAAAGCUGAAUGAGAAUCCCAACUUCUUUCCAAACAUCAGUUUGGGUUUCUACAUCCUCAACAGUUACAACCUUGGAAGGAUGACUUUUAAGGCCACCCUCAGCUUACUUUCUGCACAGCAGAUGCUGGUCCCUAACUUCAGCUGUGAUAACCUGCAGAAAAUUAGAGCUGUCAUUGGAGGGCUCUUGUUUGAAACCUCUGCUCAUAUGGCCUCUGUUCUGAACACCUACAAGACUCCUCAGUUACACAACUUUUUAAGGAGAAUCUUGUUCAACAAUAGUGUCGGUGAUACCAUACAGUUUGAUCAAGAUGGAGAAUUAGUUACAGUUUUCGAUGUUACCAAUUGGGUUACUUUCUCAAAUGGGUCAUUUGCAAGAGUCAAAGUGGGACAACUGGAUCCUCAUGCCCCUUCAGACAAACAGCUGACUCUUAAUGAUGUUCAAAUUGUGUGGCAUAGAAGCUUUAACCAGGUGCUUCCCAUUUCUGUCUGCAAUGACCAAUGCCAGCCUGGUUACAGCAAAACAAAGAAGGAGGGAGAGAAAUUUUGCUGCUAUAAUUGUACUCGAUGUUCAGAAGGGAUGAUCUCUGAGCAGAAAGAUAUGGAUGCCUGUGUCAAAUGUCCAGAUGAUCAUUAUCCCAGUGAAGGCCAUAAUGAAUGCAUCCCCAAGAUCACAAGCUACCUUUCCUACAGAGAGAAUUUAGGGAUCAUCUUAGCCCUGAUGGCUGCAUCUUUCUCAUUGGUCACGUUGUUUGUGCUUGGAACCUUCCUGAAAUACAAGGACACUCCCAUUGUCAAAGCCAACAACCGAAGCCUCACCUACAUUCUCCUCGUCUCCCUCCUGCUUUGCUUCCUCAGCACCUUGCUCUUCAUUGGACAGCCAGGGGAGGUGACCUGCCUUCUGCGCCAAACUACUUUUGGAAUCAUCUUCAGUGUGUCCCUUUCCAGCAUGCUGGCCAAAAGCAUUACUGUGGUUGUGGCCUUUGAAGCUACCAGACCAGGAUCUCGUAUGAGGCAUUGGGUGGGCAAAAAAAUGGCACACUCUAUUGUCCUUUCUGGGUCCUUUAUUCAAAUACUGAUUUGUACUCUUUGGCUAAGUACUUGUCCUCCAUUCCCAGAUAAGGAUAUGCAUUCAUUGCCAGGGGAAAUCAUACUGGAAUGUAAAGAGGGCUCUGCUACCAUGUUUUACUCUGUCCUUGGCUAUCUGGGCUUUCUGUCCAUUGUCAGCUUCACUGUGGCUUUUCUAUCCAGCAAGUUACCAGACAGUUUCAAUGAAGCCAAGUUCAUUACUUUCAGCAUAUUGGUCUUUUGCAGUGUUUGGUUAUCCUUUGUUCCAACGUAUUUGAGUUCCAAGGGGAAGUACAUGUUGGCUGUGCAUAUCUUCUCUAUCUUGGCCUCCAGUGCUGGCUUACUGAGUUGUAUAUUUUUCCCUAAAUGUUACAUCAUUUUGCUGAGGCCAGAGAUGAACAGUCGGGAGCAGCUACUAAGGAAAGUGUGA
This is a messenger RNA of Gekko japonicus, 1713 nucleotides long. RefSeq names its product vomeronasal type-2 receptor 26-like. Gene Ontology annotation, biological process: G protein-coupled receptor signaling pathway. The transcript has 5 exons. The record is from RefSeq and is a predicted model, not a curated record. Gene Ontology annotation, cellular component: membrane. Lineage: Eukaryota; Metazoa; Chordata; Lepidosauria; Squamata; Gekkonidae. Gene Ontology annotation, molecular function: G protein-coupled receptor activity. The coding region runs from base 1 to 1713 and encodes 570 amino acids.